GAAUUUCCCAAAAAAAAAUAUCCAUACCCUACGGCUCCCGACUUCUUCAAUUCUCCUUUGGUUCACAUCCAGAAGAGCAGGCAUUUCAUUUUCUAGGCUUCCGCGCUUCAAAUUCCUCCAUUCAUCUGAUAUUCUCGAACAAAUAUCAAUUUCCGAUUUAAUUAUCAGGAAUGGCUACUGUCAAGAUCAUAUCUGCUCUUGUGGGAUCAUUUGCAAUUGCAUAUACUUGUGACCACAUUAUUUCUGAUAAGAAGCUUUUUGGGGGUACUACCCCAAAAACUAUUACACAAAAGGAAUGGUGGGAGGAGACUGACAAGAAGCUCCAAGCAUGGCCUCGUACUGCUGGCCCACCAGUUGUUAUGAACCCGAUUAGCCGCCAAAACUUCAUUGUUAAGUCGACCGAAGCAUAACAAUGUUCUUGCAGGCAUUGGUUUUGUUCGCCUAUAUAAGAACAAGAACUUUCUUUCCUCAUUCCAAACCAUGAAGGUUUUUUUAGGGAUCCACCAGAUUGAAUCGGGUCGUUUCACAUUUCACUUUUGUCUGAUAAUGAUGAUGAUGACAUUUUGGAGUAGAUGGUAAUAAAUACUUGCUGGCUUGUGUCCAAAUGCCUGUGUAAUGGGCUUUAAGAAUUAAGACAAUGCAUCUUGAAUGUCUUUGAUUCCUUGUUAUAUUCUACUACUACUUUGCACUUAAGCAUGCAUUAUGCUUCAAAAUACAGAGAAUUGAAGCACUCUUCCUCUAAGGUUGAUCGGGUAAACAACUAUAGGA
Molecule: messenger RNA, 768 nt
Organism: Cuscuta campestris
Lineage: Eukaryota; Viridiplantae; Streptophyta; Magnoliopsida; Solanales; Convolvulaceae
Source: the annotation of a GenBank genome assembly